Messenger RNA from Paraphaeosphaeria sporulosa, 1620 nucleotides. Its product is annotated as Phosphoacetylglucosamine mutase. Gene Ontology annotation, molecular function: phosphoacetylglucosamine mutase activity; magnesium ion binding. Gene Ontology annotation, biological process: UDP-N-acetylglucosamine biosynthetic process; carbohydrate metabolic process. The coding region runs from base 1 to 1620 and encodes 539 amino acids. The record is from RefSeq and is a predicted model, not a curated record. The transcript has 5 exons. Lineage: Eukaryota; Fungi; Ascomycota; Dothideomycetes; Pleosporales; Didymosphaeriaceae.
AUGUCCAACGCCAUUGUCGACGCCGUGCAGAAGCACCCCGCGCCCGAGGGCCUCAAGUACACAUAUGGAACUGCUGGGUUCAGGACAAAGGCCGACGUCCUCGACUCGGUGCUCACGCGCGUGGGCCUCGUCGCCGCGCUGCGGUCGCGCUCGCUCAAGGGAAAAUGGAUCGGUGUCAUGAUCACGGCGUCGCACAACCCCCCCGAGGACAACGGCGUGAAGCUGGUCGAGCCGCUGGGCAACAUGCUGCAGGAGGAGUGGGAGGUGCUCAGCACCGACAUGGCCAACAAGGCCAACGGCGACGAGGUGCUGCAGUACUACAACGAGAUCGCGUCCAAGUACAAGAUCGACCUCGACGCCCCCGCCCGCGUCGUCGUCGCCCGGGACACGCGCGCGUCGGGCGCCCGCUUGCUGGGCUGCGUGCAGGACGGCCUCAAGGCGGCGGGCGCUGAGGUCAAGGACUACGGCUUCCUGACCACGCCGCAGCUGCACUACAUGGUGCGCUGCCUCAACACCGAGGGCACCAAGGACGCCUACGGCACCCCCACCGAGAAGGGCUACUACGAGAAGUUCGGCGCCGCCUUCAAGACGGCGCUCAAGGGCAAGAAGCCCCAGGGGAGCUUGACCGUCGACUGCGCCAACGGCGUCGGCGGGCCCAAGCUGGUCGAGCUCAUCAAGUACCUGCCGCCCAAGGAGGAGGCCCUCGAGAUCCACGUCGUCAACGACAACGUCAUCAAGCCCGAGAGCCUCAACGUCGACUGCGGUGCCGACUUCGUCAAGACCAACCAGCGCGCACCCCCCUCGUCCAAGACCGGCCCCGGCGACCGCUGCUGCUCCCUCGACGGCGACGCCGACCGCGUCGUCUUCUACUUCAAGGACCAGUCGAACGUCUUCCGCCUGCUCGAUGGCGACCGCAUCGCCACGCUUGUCGCCUCCUUCCUGGGCGACCAGGUCCGCAGCGCUGGCCUCGCCGACUCCAUCAAGAUCGGCGUCGUUCAGACCGCCUACGCCAAUGGCGCCGCAACCCAGUACGUCGAGCAGCACCUCAAGCUCAAGGUCGACUGCACCCCCACCGGCGUCAAGCACCUGCACCACGCCGCCGAGAAGCUCGACAUCGGCGUCUACUUCGAGGCCAACGGCCACGGCACCGUCAUCUUCUCGCCCGACACCCUCGACACCAUCGCAAAGUACGAGCCCAAGAACCCCGGCCAGGCCGAUGCCCUGUCCGUCCUGCGCGCCUGCAUCGACCUCAUCAACCAGUCCGUCGGCGACGCCCUCUCCGACGCGCUCCUCGUCGAGGUCGUCCUCGCGCACAAGAGCUGGACCACCCAGGAGUGGCUGUCCACGUACACCGAUCUGCCCAACCGCCUGCUCAAGGUCCUCGUCUCCGACCGCACCAUCUUCAAGACCACCGACGCCGAGCGCAGACUUACUUCACCAGAGGGCCUGCAAAAGCAGAUCGACGCCGAGGUCAGCAAGGUGCGACAGGGGCGGAGUUUUGCGCGCGCGAGCGGUACCGAGGACGCGGUGCGCGUGUACGCAGAGGCUGCGACCAAGGCCGAGGCCGAGGAUCUGGCGCGCAAGGUUGCGGAACUCGUGAAGCAGGCGGGCAGCUCGUAG